Phytomonas sp. Hart1 is the source of this 2712-nucleotide messenger RNA. The record is from the annotation of a GenBank genome assembly. Lineage: Eukaryota; Euglenozoa; Kinetoplastea; Trypanosomatida; Trypanosomatidae.
AUGAAUCUAAAUAGCGAUGAAACGACUUGUUUUGACAUCAAUGAGUCUUCCACCUUACCACGGAACACCAAAACGUAUACGAUGGAUGAAAUCUUACCCUACCUAACGGAACAAGAAACGAAAGCCAUAGAGCAGGAGGUUUUUAACACCCUCAACAACGAGCUUGUUUCCUUGGAGAGUUUAGACGUUACCGUACCCCGCCUUUUGCGCAGCUGCGCGAGCGAAUCGAAGGAGCUUCGCCAGGUCAUUAACGCCAUCGUUUCUUCACAGAUCGUGGAAUCACAACGCGCACUACAGAUGGUGGAGGAGGGUGGAAACCGACUUCAAAACCUCCGCGAGCUCUUUCUGCGCCAGGGAAAGCUUAUUAAGGAUAUGGGGUGCGAAAGUAAAAGCUACACCCACCUUCGUCAGCUUCAUUUGCUCCGCGAAAAUGUUGGAUCAGUUAUAGAUUGGUCUCUUGCGCUUACUGAAGUUCAUUAUGGGAAUCUUUAUCGGUUAGUACAAAAACGAGAGUUUGUUUUGAUGUAUGAUCGUUUGAAAAGGCUCCAAAGAAUUCGACGGAGUGUGAUCACAAAGGCUGGGGCGCAAUAUCAUACCUUUCAAUGCAUUUUUGAGCCUUAUUUUUCAAAGCUCGAUACGGUGCUUGAGCUUUUUGUGCAGGAGAUUUACGCCGUGUUUACAAACGACGCGAUGGGGGCGACUAUUCAAAAGGCUUUGUAUGAUACAAACACUAGUUUUAGCGAAGGAAAAGGCGGAAAGACGAUUAAUCAUCCUAGUAGUAGCUUGGAAUUCAACGUUCUGAAAGAAUGUGUGCAGGUUUGCAGCCAAGAAGUACAGCAUCCGGUGCUUAAUUUUGGCAGUGAUGGCGUCGAGCGGGUUUCGUUAAUUACAAAGGAUAAAAUAUUAGACGCGAUAUCCAAGAACAUUACGACACUAUGGAAGGAGCAGAUCGCCGUUGGCGGUCUUGAUCCCUUUGAGCAGCCUAUGGCCUUUCUCGAGCAAAUGCGGAAAGUCGAGCCCCUUUUAGAGGCGCUCGAGAUGGUGUGGAUUCCGCUUUCCAGCGCGAUUCCUUUUUUCGCGGUGGUGGUGCGCACCCUUCACUCGGAGGUGCUCCACGCGAUUGGGGCCUACGUCCAGCCCCACGCCGCCGCGAGCGCCAACACGUUGAUGGAGGCCUCGCAUUUUAUGGCGUGGUAUAAGGAGAUGCUCAGCUAUGGGAAUUAUGGCCCCCAUGUCGAGCGCGGCUCCGUCGAGGAUCUGGCGGCCGCCCUGAUGACGCGCGCGGUGGGCGGGCUAACCGAGCACUUGACCUCGCUUUGCCGGGCCUGCGCGCGGAAUACCUUUAAAGCCCCGAAAGGCCCGACGAUAUUGCCUUCUGGGAGGCCGAUUACGACCGGGCCGAUGGAUAUCUUUGCGGCUCUUCAGCAAACACUCGACGGCCUCUCCGCAUCGAUCGAGCUGUCGGUGAUGCGAACGAUCGGCAGCGCCUGCGCGGAGGGGAUUUAUUGUUAUCUGCAGGAAUGCCGUCGGUGUUGUGAUUUUUACUUCUGGGAGGCCGAAAACGACGCCUCGGCCUCCCCACAGACGCCGGAGGAAUGGCAACAACGCCGGAUGCUCCUACUUUACGCCUAUGUCAACGACUCGCAUAAUAUCGAGGGGAAUUUGGAUACCAUCGAGAUGAAGUUUUACUCCUGUUGGGACUACGACAUGGAUGAGGCGGGGGAGCAAGCAAAAGGCACCGAACGGGAAAAAGGGCUCGGGCCGAUGCCCUUUUUAAAAGUCCAGGAUACCCUGUCGGAGAGCGCGUUUUAUUACCUCGACGAGAUCACCGCACAGGUGGAGAUGGUGGUAGGAGCGCAGUGGGCCAUGGUGUUUCGCGAGGGUGAGUGGUAUGGGGAUAAGCAGAAUCCCAUCCAGAUCAUCAUGAGCACCGUCUGCGAUUACAUCCGCGAAGAAUUCAUGGGUAUGCUGCCCCAUCAAUGGAUACGGCGACUCACGCGGCAGAUGUUUAUUCGAUUUGUCGAAAAAUACCUUUCCACGUGCAUGGAAUUCCUUGGGGAUGUGAUCCGCAAGCCGAAGACCAAGAUUGUGAAGGAUUGGCCUACUUUUCUCAGCAGCCUCGUCCGCGAUGCGGAGUUUUCGAUGACGAUGUGGCGCCCAUUUAACCUGGAUCGCCCGCUCUUGGAGCUUGGAAAGAAAGCGCUCGAGCUGCUCACAAACCUCUUGACGGCCAAAAAGCCCACAGAGUUUAAGUUUUUCCUUCAAGGCCAAUUAUUGGACGACUUUGGGGAUUGCCCUUCGUUUGUGAUUGGUUUUGUUCUGCAGGCGCGGCCGCAUGAAAUCAGCGCGGAGGUGCAGGAGCGAAUGCUCGCGAUCUGGCAGGAGCUCAUCGCCCACCAAAAGCGAAACCCCACCACGGAUCUUCCCACCACCGGAUGGAGCCAACCGACGAGCUUCUACGGCGCCAUCGAUCGCAGUAUUGUGGAAUUGGGGAAAACCACGCGAUUGUUCGGCAAAAGCGCCAAAAAGAAACGCCUUCAAAAACAAACACUCAAGGAAGAGCAGGAAAAGAAGGCCGCCUUGGUGGCCUAUAACGCACAAAAACAAGCGAAUCCGACGGCGGAGGCCGCAAAAAAGAAGCUUCCAACGCAAAAUGUCAAAACAGAUUCGGGGACCGUCGAGAUGGCUUUACUUUCCGAUAUUUUGAAAUAA